Messenger RNA from Solanum tuberosum (potato), 3441 nucleotides. RefSeq lists its product as uncharacterized. The record is from RefSeq and is a predicted model, not a curated record. Gene Ontology annotation, molecular function: DNA helicase activity. Gene Ontology annotation, biological process: DNA repair; telomere maintenance. Bases 1 to 3441 code for a protein of 1146 amino acids. The transcript has 3 exons. NCBI's taxonomy places the organism in Eukaryota, Viridiplantae, Streptophyta, Magnoliopsida, Solanales, Solanaceae.
AUGCGCAUCCUAUCUGAAAGGACCCAAGAUGGCCGACAAUACAACAGACCAACGGCUUCUGAAGUUGCUGGAUUAAUCGUAGGAGACCUUACAGAUGCUAACUUCCAGCGAGAUGUCAUUGUGGAACACCGCAAGAACGGACUGCAAAGGAUCACAGAUUUACACCCAAGCUUCAUGUCGAUGAAUUACCCAUUAAUACAUCCCUAUGGGGAAGAUGGAUAUAGGCUUGGAAUACCUUUACAUUCUGAGAGUCAAAAAACAUACACUCGGACAACCUUGACAAUGAGACAAUUUUAUGUAUACCGCAUACAACAACGCCUCAAUGAGGGACACACUCUACUCCAAGCUGGCAGGCUAUUGCAGCAGUACAUUGUGGAUGGGUACAUGGCAAUUGAAGAAGAGAGAUUUAGGUACAUCCGGAAAAAUCAACAGAAAUUAAGGUCUGAUCUUUAUGGUGGCUUAAUGGACGCUAUUGUACGUGGAGAUUCAGAUUGCUCAAUGGUGGGAAAAACUAUUAUACUACCUUCCUCCCACACUGGAGGACCUCGCUAUAGGGCACAAAAUUACCAAGAUGCAAUGGCUAUAUGUCGGUGGGCUGGAUACCCAGAUUUGUUCCUGACUUUUACUUGCAACCCAAAGUGGCCGGAAAUAAAUGCAAUGACGAGACUAAUAAACCAAGAUCCUGAUGGUUGCCGGGUGGACAUUAUAUGCCGAGUCUUCCAAAUCAAGUUGUUGCAGCUAAUGCGGAUUCUUAAAAAAGAUAAGCCUUUCGGGACAAUAAUUGCAUGUAUAUAUACAAUUGAGUUCCAGAAAAGAGGCUUGCCACAUGCUCAUAUACUGCUUUUCCUUCAUGAAACACAAAAAAACCCCACAACAGAUCAUAUCGACAGAGUAAUAUCCGCUGAAAUACCAGAUUACAGAGAAGAUCCAGAUGGGUAUAAUGUCGUGAAAAACUUCAUGAUGCACGGACUGUGUGGAGAACAAAAUCCCAGUUGCCCAUGUAUGAAACAAGGCAAGUGCACAAAACAUUUUCCAAAGAAAUACAAUGGCCGAACAAAUUUUGAUUCAGAUGGAUUCCCUAUUUAUAUGAGACGGAACACAGGUAUUGAAGUCAAGAAAAAUGGUGCCAGCUUAGACAACCGAUAUGUUGUCCCAUAUAACAGGAACUUGCUUGUCCAGUUUGAUGCACAUAUAAAUGUUGAAGUAUGCAAUUAUGCGAGGUCGAUCAAGUACCUAUUCAAGUAUGUUCAUAAAGGGUCUGAUAGAGCCACAACAAUAAUAGAAUCAACCGGGACACCAAUAGAAAAUGAUGAGAUAAAAAAAUACCUAGAUUGCAGAUACAUAUCAGCCACAGAAGCUUGCUGGAGGAUCUAUUCAUUUGAUAUACAUCACAGGCAACCGGCUGUUGAGCGCUUACCAUUUCAUUUACAGGGGCAGAACACAAUAAUAUUUGAAGAAUCAAGGACAGCUAAAAGCGUACUAAGCAGACCCAAUUUAGAAAAAACAAAAUUUACAGAAUGGUUUGAGGCAAACAAAGAAUACCCUGAUGCAAGAGAGCUGACAUAUUCCAAUUUUCCAACGCGUUGGGUUUGGAAUGUAAGAGACAAAAAGUGGACCAGGAGGAAGAAGGGACACGCAGUUGGCAGGAUUUGCUUUGCACAUCCAGGAAGUGGAGAACGUUUUUACAUGCGUAUGCUACUAAAUUUUGUCAAAGGGUGUACUUCCUUCGAAAGCAUCAGAAGAAUCAAUGGAGUAGAUCAUAAAACAUAUAGAGAGGCCUGCUACGCUUUGGGGUUAUUAGAUGAUGACAAAGAGUGGAACGACUGCUUGUCUGAGGCGGCCCAGUGUCGGAUAACAUUAAUGCGGAAUGUAGGAAAUCGCCUAAUCAAUGAAGAGCUAGACUACGAUAAAGACAAACUCCAAAUACUCCAUGAUCAAUCACUCGCUUUGUUAAAUACUUGCCAACGCCCGGCAUAUGAGGCAAUAAUAGCAUCAGUUGAUAACGAAGAAGGAAAAUUAUUUUUUAUACAUGGCCAUGGUGGUACGGGUAAGACAUUUCUGUGGAAUACAAUUAUUUCGAAGAUCAGAUCAGAAUCAAAAAUCGUUCUCCCCGUCGCUACUUCGGGUAUAGCAGCUUUAUUAUUACCAAAUGGUAGGACUGCUCAUUCGCGCUUUCAUAUUCCUCUAGACAUCACGCCAGAGUCAACAUGUGAAAUCAAACAAGGCAGUCAAUUAGCGGAACUACUUAAAAAGACCGCUUUGAUAAUCUGGGAUGAGGCACCAAUGGCAAACAAAUUGUGCUUUGAGGCAUUGGACAGAACCUUGAGAGAUAUUCUACGAGAUAGGUAUGAAAAUAGUGCCAUGAAACCUUUUGGGGGCAUAACUUUCGUAUGUGGUGGUGAUUUUCGCCAAAUACUCCCAGUUAUUCCAAAGGGAACAAGAGGUGAUAUUGUGGAUGCAGCGCUGAACUACUCGCAGUUGUGGCCCUACUUCUCAAUUUAUGAAUUGACGGAAAAUAUGAGACUUAGCUGUGGAAAAGUCGGGGGUUCUGAAGCACGGAACAUAGCAAGUUUUGAUAAAUGGCUUUUGCAGAUAGGAAAUGGAUCUGUUUAUGCAGAUAAUAAGAAGGACCUCAUUCAUGUGCCCGCUGAUGUAUACAUUCCAACAUCGCACAAUCAGAUAGAAUUCAUUGUAGAGGCAGUAUAUCCGUCCCUGCUACAGAACUAUAACGACCCAUCCUACUUGAAAGAAAGAGCCAUACUCACACCAAAAAAUGAAAUGGUCCAUGAACUGAAUGAGAAAAUACUGAAGUUGAUACCUGGGGAAGGAAGAACUUACUAUAGCUCGGACAAUGUGUGCAAAGCAAGCGUGAAUACUAAUGAGGAGGAUAUAUUGUACCCAACAGAAUUCCUAAACAACUUACGAUUCCCAGGUAUCCCAAACCAUGACAUUCACUUGAAAGUAGGAAGUCCGGUGAUGCUGCUUAGAAAUCUAAAUCAAACUGAAGGCCUAUGCAAUGGUACAAGAUUAAUAAUAACGCAUCUGGGUAUUUGGUCUGUUACUGCAAACAUAAUCUCUGGAAAGAACAUCGGUUCAAGAGUCACAAUACCAAGAAUUAUCAUGUCACCAAACGAUUCAAAGUGGCCAUUCAAGCUCAACAGGCGCCAACUUCCUUUAGCACCCUGUUAUGCUAUGACCAUCAACAAGAGCCAGGGGCAAACUCUUCAAAGAGUUGGGUUGUAUCUGCCAAAACAAGUAUUCACACAUGGCCAAUUGUAUGUCGCAGUAUCACGUGUAACAACAAGAGAAGGAUUGGCAAUUGUCAAUGCGGACGAGGACACAGAUGACCCUACAUACAUAAAAAAUAUUGUUUAUAGGGAAAUCUUCCAUAACGUCGGCCCAAGAAUUGGGCAAACUGAGGAGGUAUUUCUUAGCAAUUAA